This is a messenger RNA of Fragaria vesca subsp. vesca, 2349 nucleotides long. Its product is annotated as phosphatidylinositol 4-phosphate 5-kinase 4-like. Bases 1 to 2349 code for a protein of 782 amino acids. Gene Ontology annotation, molecular function: 1-phosphatidylinositol-4-phosphate 5-kinase activity; ATP binding. The record is from RefSeq and is a predicted model, not a curated record. Gene Ontology annotation, biological process: phosphatidylinositol metabolic process. Lineage: Eukaryota; Viridiplantae; Streptophyta; Magnoliopsida; Rosales; Rosaceae. The transcript has 8 exons.
AUGAGCAAAGAGAGUACUAGUACUGUUUUCAAGGCAUGGGAGGCCACAGUUCGGAAGACGCAGGCUGCAAGAAAACGUGCAAAUAGUAUAUUUGGACUUUCCGUGGAUCACGAUCACGAUCAUGACAACAGUGAUCAUGAUGAUCACAGUAGCGACGAUAGCGAUUAUGGCCCCGAGGACAUGAUAUACAAUGCAGACAAGAUACUUGCGAAUGGAGAAUACUACACCGGACAAUGGUGCGAAAAUUUUCCUCACGGGCAAGGCAAGUAUUUGUGGACGGACGGGUGCAUGUACGUAGGAGAAUGGUUUAAAGGAAAAACUAUGGGGAAAGGCAGGUUUAGUUGGCCUUCUGGGGCUACCUAUGAAGGCGAGUUUAAAAGCGGCUAUAUGGAUGGCAAUGGCACAUACACAGGUGCUAAUGGUGACACCUAUAAGGGACAGUGGGUUAUGAAUUUGAAGCAUGGCCAUGGUACCAAGAGUUAUUUCAAUGGAGAUUGGUACGAAGGCGAAUGGCGAAGAGGGUUGCAAGAAGGUCAUGGCAAGUACCAGUGGAAAAAUGGGAAUCAUUACAUUGGAGAAUGGAAGAAUGGAGAGAUAUACGGGAAAGGGACAUUUGUUUGGAGUAAUGGGAAUAGGUAUGAUGGGACUUGGGAAGACGGCAUGCCUAAAGGAAAUGGGAAUUUCAAAUGGCCUGAUGGGAGUCUUUAUGUGGGGAAUUGGAGUAAGGAUCCGAGUGAGCAAAACGGUACUUAUUAUCCAUCUCAAUCAUCUUCAGAUGCCAAUCUCGAAUGGAAUCGUCAAGACGUGUAUAAUAUUGAUUUGAAAGAUAGUAAGAUUUGUCCAGGAGAGAAAGUUUCGAUUCUGCCAUCACAGAAAAAGCUUGCAGUUUGGAGGUCAUCUAAGGGCAAUGGGGUACAGCCGAGAAGGAUGUCAGUGGAUGGAAGGGUAAGUGUAGGGCUGGAGAGACCGUUGGAUAGGAUGCAAAUGUGGGAUGGUGAUGAUCCGGCUGCUGCUGCUGCUGAUAGAGCAGCUUCAACUGUUGGUAGAUCAGAUCAACUGGAUGAUCACGAUCGCGAUCUUGUUGGUCUAACUGUUGAAGAAAGGGGCCAAAUGAAGGUAUCCAAGACAAGUAGGAGGCAAGGGGAAACCAUCAGCAAAGGCCACAAAAAUUAUGAACUCAUGCUCAAUUUACAGCUUGGAAUUAGACAUUCAGUUGGAAGACCAGGUCCAUCUGGAACCCUUGAUCUGAAGCCUUCCGCGUUCGACCCCAGAGAAAAAUAUUGGACAAGAUUUCCUCCUGAAGGAUCCAAAUACACUCCACCGCACCAAUCCUGUGAAUUUAAAUGGAAGGAUUACUGUCCAUUAGUCUUCAGGACUCUGAGGAAGUUGUUCAAGGUGGAUGCAGCUGACUAUAUGCUCUCCAUCUGUGGGAACGAUGCUCUUCGAGAACUCUCGUCUCCUGGUAAAAGUGGUAGCUUCUUUUACUUGACUAAUGAUGACCGAUACAUGAUUAAGACAAUGAAGAAAGCGGAAGUAAAAGUUCUUAUAAGGAUGCUCUCUGCCUAUUACAACCAUGUUCGAGCAUACGAGAACACGCUGGUCACUAAAUUUUAUGGUCUACACUGUGUAAGGCUAACAGGGCAACCUAUUCAAAAGAAGGUGCGGUUUAUCAUUAUGGGAAAUCUUUUCUGUUCCGAAUAUACAAUUCAUCGACGCUUUGACUUGAAAGGAUCUUCCCUUGGUCGAACAACAGAUAAGGCUGAUACAGAAAUUGAUGAAAUGACCAUACUUAAAGACCUUGAUCUUAACUUUAUAUUUCGACUUCAGAAGUCAUGGUUUCAAGAGUUCUGCAGGCAAAUUGAUAGAGAUUGCGAGUUUCUUGAACAGGAAAGAAUAAUGGAUUAUAGUCUCUUAGUUGGUCUUCAUUUCAGAAAUACAUCAGCAGCUGGGGAUCUGAUUCCUUCUGGAGCUCUUACACCUACUGCUGAGAAUGAGGGUGAUGGAACUCCCAAACUUUCCCGAGCAGACAUGGAUCAACUUCUUUUAGAUCCAUCCAGAUGGGCUAGUAUUAAACUUGGGUUGAACAUGCCAGCACGAGUGGAGAAGACUGAGAGAAAAAGUGACUGUGAAUUUCAGCUUGUAGGAGACCCAACAGGAGAGUGUUAUGAAGUUAUAAUGUUUUUUGGCAUCAUAGACAUACUUCAGGACUAUGACAUUAGCAAGAAACUUGAGCAUGCAUACAAGUCCAUCCAAUAUGACCCAACUUCUAUAUCAGCAGUUGAUCCUAGACAAUAUUCAAGACGCUUUCGCGAUUUCAUAUAUAGAGUAUUCGCUGAAGACACUCCAUAA